Hippopotamus amphibius kiboko is the source of this 2468-nucleotide messenger RNA. RefSeq names its product progestin and adipoQ receptor family member 4 (gene PAQR4). The record is from RefSeq and is a predicted model, not a curated record. Gene Ontology annotation, molecular function: signaling receptor activity. The transcript is spliced from 3 exons. Gene Ontology annotation, cellular component: membrane. The coding region runs from base 775 to 1596 and encodes 273 amino acids. NCBI's taxonomy places the organism in Eukaryota, Metazoa, Chordata, Mammalia, Artiodactyla, Hippopotamidae.
GUGGAGAGAUCACCCGUGGAGUAGGGGUGCGCCGGCUGUAGACCUGACCCGUCCGAAAGUACCGGGUCGGCAGCACCUUGGACAGAGCCCGGGCUGCUGUGUGUGGCAGGGCAGGGGCUGUGCCCGGGAGGGUGAAUGCCCAAGGACGAGUCGACCUGGGGGUCUCGCGGAAAGCCCGGGCGCGAACUGCAAGGGAACGCGAGGCGCCGCGGUCACUCUGGCGGAGCCACCGGGAGCCAGAACGUCGGGUCCCAAUCCAACAGGUACCCCAUGCAAUGAAACUGGGACCGCAAAUAUUAUGCUAAGACGGUGAUGGCCUGGGCAGCUGCCGGGAGGAACCUCCCCGCCGGCCGCGCCAAUUGGCCUUCGCAGCUGCUACGUCAGGAGCCCAGAGCGCGAAACGCUGGCGGGAUGGCGGGGGCGAGCAGCUGGGGCGGAGCCUGACGUCCCCUCCCGCGUCCGGCCGCGCCCGUCCUCCGAGCCGGCGAGAGAAGACUGGCCGCUGCCGCCGCCGCCAGCUGUCCCUGCAGAGCGCCUGCUGGCCGCACUGCGCUCCGGCGCCUGGCGCGUCCCCGGCCUCCGCCCCGCCGUGGGGUCGCGGAGCCCGCGCGUGCGCAGCGCGGGAGGGGCGCGAGCAGGGACCCCCGGGCCAGCGCGUGCGCGGACCGAGCACCGGGAGGUGGGCGGGCACAGGGAUGAGCUUCCCGGUGCUGUGGGCCAGCUGAGGAGACCCGGCGACAAGAGGAGCGCGGACCGACUUUGCCGGGCCGGGCCAUGGCGUUCCUGACCGGGCCGCGCCUGCUGGACUGGGCCAGCUCGCCGCCGCACCUGCAGUUCAACAAGUUCGUGCUCACCGGCUACCGGCCGGCCAGCAGCGGCUCGGGCUGCCUGCGUAGCCUCUUCUACAUGCACAACGAGCUGGGAAACAUCUACACGCACGGGCUGGCCCUGCUGGGCUUCCUGGUGCUGCUGCCCAUGACCAUGCCCUGGGGUCAGCUGGGCAAGGAUGGCUGGCUGUGGGGCACACACUGUGUGGCCUGCCUGGCACCCCCUGCUGGCUCUGUGCUCUAUCACCUCUUCAUGUGCCACAAAGGGGGCAGCCCUGUGUACACCCGGCUCCUUGCCUUGGAUAUGUGUGGGGUCUGCCUCGUCAACACUCUCGGGGCCCUGCCCAUCAUCCACUGCACCCUGGCCUGCAGGCCCUGGCUGCGCCCAGCUGCCCUGGUGGGCUACACCGUGUUGUCGGGUGUGGCUGGCUGGCGGGCCCUCACCGCCCCCUCCACCAGUGCCCGGCUCCGCGCCUUUGGCUGGCAGGCUGGCGCCCGCCUCCUGGUGUUUGGGGCCCGGGGAGUGGGGCUGGGCUCUGGGGCUCCAGGCUCCCUGCGCUGCUACCUGCGCAUGGAUGCACUGGCGCUGCUUGGGGGGCUGGUGAACGUGGCCCGCCUGCCGGAGCGCUGGGGACCGGGCCGCUUCGACUACUGGGGUAACUCUCACCAGAUCAUGCACCUGCUCAGCGUGGGCUCCAUCCUCCAGCUGCAUGCUGGCGUCGUGCCUGACCUGCUCUGGGCCGCCCGGCACACCUGCCUCCCGGACUGAGCCACCUCCCACCCACCAUGCCAGCCUGCCCACAGUCUUCUGGGGCGAACAGCACCAUGCUGGCUCCCUGGAUGCUUCUGACAAAUGGGACUUCCCAGCAGGGAGCCUGCAUCUGUUCAUCCAUUUUUCGCUGGGAACUAGCCUCUUUUACUCACACCUUGGAGCUCUACUGCCCCUUCCUGCCUUCUUCCAGGGGACUUACUAUCUUACUACGUAGGUUGGAAGGAAACCUUCCCUUCUCUGGGCCUCAGUUUACCCUCAGUGACCUGUGAGGGGUGGGCCAAAGGGACGGUUGGGAUCCUGCCAGCCCAGAGCCAUCCCCCACCCUGCCCCUCCUCGGACCUGCCCAUAAGGCACCUCACAGUUGCCUAGCCCAGCCUCCUGCCGUCUGUCCACCCUGCAUGCUGGCCCUCCGGGCAUCCCGUUCUCCCUACUGCCCAGAGAUUGGUAUGAGAGGUCUGGACAACAGGACUAGCCUGCUUAUCCCAGGACCUAGGGGUAGGAGGGCAGCGGCUGCUGCUUUUUCUAGGCAACUGGCACAGAUACAUAAAGAGAUGAAUGGUCUUGGACCCAGGCCCCACUGGGCCACCCUCCACCUUGAGUGCUCUGGCAGCUCGACCUGCCCAGCAGGGACGUGCCUGCUCAGGAAAUCUCUGCUCCACACAGCAGGUGGCUCCCAGCUCCAGUCUGCGGGCCUGGGGCUUGGGGCCUUGCAGCAAAGCUCAACCUUGGCCCGUCCUGGGGGCCUCAGACCCUAGGCGGCGUCAACAAAAGGGGCAGAAGUACUGUGUUGCCACGCAAGGGCGCUUGGGUGCUCCCAAGAUUCAAAUACCUUUUAUUAGAUACAGCCGGGCAGAAGGGACCACUGGAGU